Sciurus carolinensis (gray squirrel) is the source of this 3403-nucleotide messenger RNA. RefSeq names its product succinate dehydrogenase complex flavoprotein subunit A (gene Sdha). The transcript is spliced from 15 exons. Gene Ontology annotation, biological process: tricarboxylic acid cycle; mitochondrial electron transport, succinate to ubiquinone. Gene Ontology annotation, molecular function: electron transfer activity; succinate dehydrogenase (quinone) activity; flavin adenine dinucleotide binding. The coding region runs from base 93 to 2087 and encodes 664 amino acids. The record is from RefSeq and is a predicted model, not a curated record. Lineage: Eukaryota; Metazoa; Chordata; Mammalia; Rodentia; Sciuridae.
GUGCGCAGGCGCGGGAUCUUCCCCGCCAGACGCCGAGCGCUACUGGGUGCGCAGGCGCGGUCUGGCGCGGGGACUGGUGGGACGGCGCGGACAUGGCGGGGGUUGAGGCGGUGUCGCGGCUUCUCCGUGCUAGGCGCCUGGUGCUGACCCGGGCGUGGCCCCCAGCCCUCCCAGCAUGGACCCGCGGUGUUCACUUCACUGUUGAUGGAAGGAAGAGGGCAUCUGCUAAAGUUUCAGAUUCGAUUUCUACUCAAUACCCAGUGGUGGAUCAUGAAUUUGAUGCAGUGGUGGUAGGUGCUGGAGGGGCAGGCUUGCGAGCUGCAUUUGGCCUUUCUGAGGCAGGGUUUAAUACCGCAUGCCUCACGAAGCUCUUUCCUACCCGGUCACACACUGUUGCAGCACAGGGGGGAAUCAAUGCUGCUCUGGGGAACAUGGAGGAGGACAACUGGAGGUGGCAUUUCUACGACACCGUGAAGGGCUCCGACUGGCUGGGGGACCAGGAUGCCAUCCAUUACAUGACGGAGCAGGCCCCUGCCUCCGUGGUCGAGCUAGAAAAUUAUGGCAUGCCAUUUAGCAGAACAGAAGACGGGAGGAUUUAUCAGCGUGCAUUUGGUGGACAGAGCCUCAAGUUUGGGAAAGGUGGGCAGGCCCAUCGGUGCUGCUGCGUAGCUGAUCGGACCGGCCACUCACUCCUGCACACCUUGUAUGGAAGGUCUCUGCGAUACGACACCAGCUACUUUGUGGAGUACUUUGCCCUGGACCUCCUGAUGGAGAGCGGGGAGUGCCGCGGAGUCAUCGCACUGUGCAUAGAGGACGGGUCCAUACAUCGCAUACGUGCCAAGAACACUGUCAUUGCCACUGGAGGGUACGGGAGGACCUACUUCAGCUGCACCUCUGCACACACCAGCACUGGGGACGGCACAGCCAUGAUCACCAGGGCUGGCCUUCCCUGCCAGGACUUGGAGUUCGUGCAGUUCCACCCCACAGGCAUAUAUGGCGCUGGCUGUCUCAUUACGGAAGGAUGCCGGGGAGAAGGAGGCAUCCUCAUUAACAGUCAGGGCGAGAGGUUCAUGGAGAGGUACGCCCCUGUCGCAAAGGACCUGGCGUCCAGGGACGUGGUGUCUCGGUCCAUGACGCUGGAGAUCCGUGAAGGAAGAGGCUGUGGCCCCGAGAAGGACCACGUCUACCUUCAGUUGCACCAUCUGCCCCCUGAGCAGCUGGCCACACGCUUGCCUGGCAUUUCAGAGACAGCCAUGAUCUUCGCUGGUGUGGAUGUCACCAAGGAGCCAAUUCCUGUCCUCCCCACUGUGCAUUACAACAUGGGUGGGAUUCCCACCAACUACAAGGGGCAGGUGCUGAAGCAUGUGAAUGGCCAGGAUCAGAUUGUGCCCGGCCUGUAUGCCUGCGGGGAGGCUGCCUGUGCCUCCGUGCACGGCGCCAACCGGCUGGGGGCAAACUCCCUCUUGGACCUGGUGGUCUUCGGCCGGGCCUGUGCCCUGAGUAUCGCACAGUCUUGCAGGCCUGGAGAUAAAGUUCCUCCAAUCAAACCAAAUGCUGGGGAAGAGUCUGUCUCAAAUCUCGACAGGCUAAGAUUUGCUGACGGGAGCAUAAGAACCUCGGAGCUGCGCCUCAGCAUGCAGAAGUCCAUGCAGAGUCAUGCUGCCGUGUUCCGUGUGGGGAGCGUGUUGCAGGAGGGCUGCGAGAAGAUCAGUCAGCUUUAUGGAGACCUGAAGCACUUGAAGACAUUUGACAGGGGAGUGGUCUGGAACACGGAUCUGGUGGAGACCCUGGAGCUGCAGAACCUGAUGCUGUGCGCUCUGCAGACCAUCUAUGGAGCAGAGGCGAGGAAGGAGUCUCGCGGUGCUCACGCCAGGGAAGAUUACAAGGUGCGGAUUGACGAAUAUGACUACUCCAAGCCCAUUGAGGGGCAGCAGAAGAAGCCAUUUGGGGAGCAUUGGAGGAAGCACACCCUUUCAUAUGUGGAUGUCAAGACUGGAAAGGUCACUCUGGAGUACAGACCGGUCAUCGACAAGACCUUAAACGAGGCUGACUGCGCCACCGUGCCCCCUGCCAUUCGCUCCUACUGACAGAACCCAGUGUCGUGCAAGUGGCUUCUGUGGCCAUCGUCACAGUUCGUGCAGCUGCUCCGGUCGCAUCUGUCUCAGCAGAUUCCGUGCUGGUGAACAAGCAGUGUGCUUCACAGACGUCAGGCCCAUGCCAGCAGCAUGCCAGGACGCAGCGUGGGGGACAGCUCUGCCUGCCUUUGUCCCCUGCUUUAUCAUCCUUGGGAAGAGAUGAAACUGGGCACAAUCACAACACAAAUGAGCAACGCUUCUUAUUUCUAAACCCACUUAAAACCUGUACUGUUUGGCUUUAGGCAUAUCUGUUGACCUCAAAUAUCAAAUGUAAUUAUCUUACUAUUCUAUCACAUCAAGAUCCAGGAAUUCUGUUGUGUAUUUUUAAGAAUAAUUUUCAUUCCUGACAGCAAAGGAAGAAAACCAACCUUUCCUCCUUGUUCUUCACCAGUGGUUCAGUAGGUGAACUGCUUCCUGAAGAGCUGGAACAUCUAAACCCUGAAUGAACCUGAUGGAGUAAAUGGAUUUCCUUUUUAGUCUGUUCUUUUCAAAGGUCCAACUCAUUUUAAAUAACAAAUCCAUUCUUCAUGAAAUUCUUACUAAAAAGUAAUUUGAAUCUGUUUCUCAGGUGUCUUUUUGGUAAGAAGCAUUUCAAAAGGCAAGCAAGGCAGCACUGGGCUCAGCUUGGCUGUGAAGUCAUGGUGUACACGUAGGGCAGUGGAUGUGGGGUCACGGGUCACGUUAGAUAUGCAGUGUGUCUUCUUCCCAGUUCUAGUGCCCAUCAGCCACGUGUUGUGUUCCUUAUUUAUUCUUUGGGCCAGUCACUAGGCUAGGCUUUGGAGAACGUUAGGGUGUAAUAGAAAGUAAAAAUUGAGUAAUAGGGUGGACAGUUCAGUAGAAAAGUUUGGAUGUGGUGUGAAGUCAUUGUUUAGGUUCUUGACCAGAAAACAUAAAAGCAGAAAGUUACUGGAAAUCUAGCCACUUAAAAUGCCCUAGGAAUUUUGAGUUGGUUACAUAAUGCAGCUGGAGGAAAACAACAGCUCACCUCCGACAGGGGGCCAUUGUGUUGUGCCCUGUCCAGCUCCAAGUUGAGCAGUGAGCUGUUGGUGCCUGUAGCAGUGUGGAAGAGCCUGUCAUCGUCCUGGGAGCAGCAGCCCGGGGAGUGCACACUGCUUCCACCAGCAGAAGUCUAGUGGAUGCAAACUACUGUCAUGGUGGAAAGACCAAUGGUUCCCUGAAGAUGGGGGCAGGCAGAGGAAACUUGUGGGGGUGAAUAUGUUCAUUAUUUCUUGCUAGUAAUACUUCAAUAAAGUUCAUUAAAAUACUGA